AUGGAGACACCACUAAAUAUCCACGGUCAAAAAAGCCUGAAUAAUGUGGACUCUUUCACUGAGAUCCUUACAACUGACUGUUUAACAUGCUUACCCGUUGCACCUAUUCUUCCUGUUUCGGAGAUUACCGUUACUGAGAUUGUGCCGAAUUCGAUGUCAGAAAAGUCCCAGGUUAUAUCCAGACAGGAGUGGUACCAAAAACUAAUGAAGAGCGGUAUCGGUAGAAAGGGCGGGCCCAAGAUGAACAUUUCUCUUGCUGCUGCUUACGAAUACCCUGAUCAAAUCAAUAUUGUGAUAACCUCCAGAAGCAAGAUCGGGGAUGUAGUCUACUGUCGUUAUUUUGACGAACGCCGGAAUGAGAAUGGUAAAGCAUUCAAAACUAUGGUAUUUCCGGACUUCAAUGUAGACUGCCUCCUUCGCGAAGGCGCUGCUUUUAUGUCACUGACGGAUACACCUGAUGGAGCAUACGAAUAUCCUGUUCCUGUUAUUAACCGCACUCAAAGAGGUGAGCGAAUACAGUUUCGACAGUGUCACUCAGCCAAUUUAUCACCGAAGUGA
This is a messenger RNA of Cooperia oncophora, 558 nucleotides long. NCBI's taxonomy places the organism in Eukaryota, Metazoa, Nematoda, Chromadorea, Rhabditida, Trichostrongylidae. The record is from the annotation of a GenBank genome assembly.